CCACAGACGUCGACCACUACACCCAAGCCACAGACGUCGACCACUGCACCCAAGCCACAGACACCGACCACUACACCCAAGCCUUAGACACCGACCACUGCACCCAAGCCACAGACGUCGACCACUACACCCAAGCCACAGACACCGACCACUACACCCAAGCCACAGACAUCGACCACUACACCCAAGCCACAGACACCGACCACUACACCCAAGCCACAGACACCGACCACUACACCCAAGCCACAGACAUCGACCCAUGCACCCAAGCCACAGACAUCGACCCCUGCACCCAAGCCACAGACGUCGACCCCUGCACCCAAGCCACAGACACCGACCCCUGCACCCAAGCCACAGACACCGACCACUUUCCAAACGCCUGA
Molecule: messenger RNA, 383 nt
Organism: Candidula unifasciata
Lineage: Eukaryota; Metazoa; Mollusca; Gastropoda; Stylommatophora; Geomitridae
Source: the annotation of a GenBank genome assembly